AAAAUGUCCCGUGCGCUGCGAUACUACUACCGCGUGAACAUUCUACGGAAGGUGCAAGGCGAACGGCACUGUUACCAAUUCCUCCGCAAUCCAACGGAGCUGAAGAGCAUCAAGAACAUUUCCCUACUUCGUCAAACGAUGGCCAGCCAGAGCGCAAACGGACAAAGCGGUGCCUCCGCCGGCGGUGCUAGCAGCCAUUCGUUGAUGUCUCUGCUGCCGAAUGGUGCUAACAUCCAUCAUUUGGCUGCUGCAGCGGCGGCCGCAGCUGCCUCGCACCAACAGGCAAACGGAGGUGCUCCAAUUUCGCCCACCGCGCUACACCAUCCUCAUCACCCGUCGCAAUCGUCAGUACAAAGCUCAGCGUCCUCCAAUGGCGUCGUCAACGGCCACCACAUCAAGAUGGAAACCGAUCUGGACGAACUGAAGCCCACCGAUCUGAGCACAAGCGAUCGGAAAUACUACGGUACCGGAUCCAACGGAGUUGAUUGUUAUCCAUUGAUUCGGAACGCAAACGGAUUAACCACAAUCCAGUUGCUCCGUCAACAGCAAGCCCAACACUCCCAAGAAAACAGUUCACCUCCACCGUCACCCAGUCACCUGUCACUGAACUCCCAAUCCCUGCACACCAUCAGCAACAACCUGCACCACUUGCACCAACAGCAACUACAAGCACAAGCUGCUGCCGCGGCAGCCGCCGUUGCCGCAGCUGAAGCACGGCACCAACAGCACCAACAGGAUGACGACCACAGGCUAGAACAGCACGAACAUGACCGGGAACACGAUCGCGAUCGGAGUCCCUCGCCGGCUGACCACCAUCAGCAGCAGCACCAUCAUCAUGCCAGCGGUAAAGCCAGCGACGACGAAAGCAUGAUGCCCACGGAUCUCAGCAAAUCCGACUCGAUGUACUACAAAUAGGCAACUGUUUCCCCACUUAUUUGGCAACACUGUUGUGACAAUCAUCAUACAGAGGGCGCUUCGACGAAGAGAGGGGAUAGCCUGUGCUAUCGGACCUCAGCCAGAGACCGGCGCAUAACGAGAGAUCUCAGCAACCACCGGUGCCAUUCUUCCAAUUUACACGGUAGAGCGUAAAGGCGAUCUCCUUGGCUGCGGUUCUCUCGCUCAUCGGCUACCUUGAUCCUUCCGUGUGUUUAUCACAAAUGACUGAACAAACAAAAAAAAUAUAAGAAAAACAUAAAAACAAAAGAACGUGUGAUAGAAACAAAAGAGGGCGGAAAUUAUAAAGAAACAAAUAUCCGGAACGGAAAAAAAGAAAACAAAUGUGCCAAUCGUUCUCAUUAUUGCUAUCGUUUCAGAGUUUAAUCAUUCAUCGAUAUUUGUCUGAAAUGGACAACACAAUUCGAGAAAAAAAAACAUGUACAGAGAAUCAUAAACACACACACACACACUGAAAGAGAAAAGUAGUUGAAAUAUUCUUCCUUACACACGAUGGGUUUCGCGCGAAAAAGGGGAAAUCUUUUCAGUUUUCUUGUAUUAUAUACUAAACAACAAAUUUUGCGGUCGAAAAGUAGAAUUUUUAUCCAGGAUAUCGAGUAUAGCUAAUGAGGUUUUCGAUUUAAAGUGUAGAGAAAAAGAGAGAUAGAGAAGAAAUUAAAUAGGUUAUUUUGUUGAUGAAUGCGGAACGGGCGCGAAUUGUGUACAGUUUUUUUUACUCGUAGAAGUAGAGUUCACCCUAUUUUUUGUGACAACACCUAGCAGUUAAGCGGUUGAAAUCCAGCCAGGAUAAAAGUACUCAUUUAGAUUUUUUCUUCUUCCAACGACACAUGAUUAUUAUUGGUUUGCUUGAAGUAUUUUUGUUUUGUUUAGAAAGGAAAUAAAUCGCAUAGUAGGAUAAGUUUGAGAACUUCCCUUCACAAUUGGCUUCCAUUUCACGAUAGAAUUAUGAAAUUUACAAAAUUUGAACAAAUGUGAUGAAAAUAUAGAGGUUUAUAUUUGAAGAAAUUUUUAACGAAAUAUUAUAGUUUUUCUUUGUUUGCGGCACGAUGAAAAUUAUGUGUGAGUUUAUAAUGGUAUUAUUUAGUGGAUUUUUUGUUGGUUUGAAGAGAAAAAGGGUCGAAUUUGUUUUACUACUAUUAGUGGAAUAUUCUCUACUUCUUUUUGUUGGCUUUAAAUGGAAAUCGAAAUCUUCCUUAUUUUUACACUAGUUAUAUUCAAACAUUGUAAAUAUGGUCAGAUUUUUUUUUUUAAAUACUGUAAUUUGUACAAUAGAGAUUAAGUUGUCGUCUCAAGUAGAAUAAUUUCCACAGCAUAGGGUCAGAACAGUAAAACAAUUGCAAAUAAUCCAAACCACCCACACAUACAACACCCCAAAUAGUGGCAGAAUGUGAUAUUUUCAAUCGAUAAAAAACUUCAUCCUAGGUAGGCUGUAGAACCGAACGGGUUUUCGAUCACAGCACUCCAUGGAAUAGUUCUCCAAGCAGAUAUUAACAGGAUAGCCAACGUUAGAAAAUAGCGAAUCACCACAUAGAUUAGUGCACCCGGAAACACCCAGCAAAAUACACAGCCAGGUUUUUUUUUUCUCUGUUUCGUUCGUAUGUAAGUAAGUGUUAGCAAAACGGACAGAAACAUUUUCGCAAUAGUUUUUUUUUUCGUCGUGUACUGUAAAGCAUUAUUUUUAUCACAAUCAUUAUUAGAGUAUGACUUUUUUUUAGAGUUUAUCGAAGAUAUGUUCUAAGGUAUAAGAAAUUGCAAAAAGAAGACUCAAUCCCAAUAAAAAGAAUAUAGAAUUGUUUCAAACAAA
This is a messenger RNA of Aedes albopictus (Asian tiger mosquito), 2758 nucleotides long. RefSeq names its product ets DNA-binding protein pokkuri. Gene Ontology annotation, molecular function: DNA-binding transcription factor activity, RNA polymerase II-specific; sequence-specific DNA binding. Gene Ontology annotation, cellular component: nucleus. Gene Ontology annotation, biological process: regulation of transcription by RNA polymerase II; cell differentiation. Lineage: Eukaryota; Metazoa; Arthropoda; Insecta; Diptera; Culicidae. The record is from RefSeq and is a predicted model, not a curated record.